Molecule: messenger RNA, 603 nt
Organism: Histoplasma mississippiense
Lineage: Eukaryota; Fungi; Ascomycota; Eurotiomycetes; Onygenales; Ajellomycetaceae
Exons: 1
Coding region: 1-603 (200 amino acids)
Biological process (GO): regulation of DNA-templated transcription
Molecular function (GO): histone acetyltransferase activity
Source: RefSeq, a predicted model, not a curated record
AUGGGGGUAAGACCAACUAUAAGGCAUGAGAUGGAGUGCGUGGGAGUGGGAGAGGGAGGAACCAUUGGCGGCCCAGAACGACCACUUAGUGAGAUGGGACGGAGGAGCUACGUAAGAUUUUGGGAGGAGAGGAUCUCGAGGUUUUUCCUUCUGGGUCCGCCUGGUGCUGAGCCUUAUGGCCGCAAUAUUGCAUCUGCAUCCACAUCAUCGUCGUGGUCGCCAAGGCCGAUGGGUGGUGGCUCAAAGGGUGCGAAGAGGAAAGUUGCCCGCGAGGAGAUGACGAUUCGCGAAAUCGGCCAGGCAACAGGAAUGCUGGUUGAGGACGUCAUUACGGCACUCAAAGAGAUGGGGAUCGUGGAGACGGAAAAGCCGGGAAAGAAGCGUAAAAGAGCUUCCUUGUCGUCGACGGCAACUACGACGACAGCAACUGGGGUGGUAGAUAGCGAUGCUGCUGAAGCGGUAGUGAGGAAACAAAGUGUCUUGGAGUGGGCUAAGAUUCAUCGAGUUGACUUGAAGGAUCCCGUUGCGGAAGAAGGGUUUUUGGGCGAAUGGGCGCCUGAGGACGAAGACCAGGAAGACGAGGAGACGGAUAGUGGAGAUUGA